AUGUUACAAAGUGAAACACUUGAUUCUUCCUUGCUUGAAAUGAAGCAUCUUAAGUACCUUGACUUGAGUGGGAAUAAUUUCAAGGACAACUUGAUUCCAUCAUUCCUAGGAUCAUUAAACAAACUGCAAUAUCUCAAUCUCUCAAAUGCAGGCUUUGGAUGUGUUAUCCCUCACCAGCUCGGCAACCUCCCAACCUUGUGUGCACUUGAUCUUGGUGGACUGUUAUCUUCUCUAAGAGUCGACAAUCUCAUAUGGGCUACUAAUCUUUCAUUGCUGGAGUCCCUUGAUAUGUGUCAUGUCAACCUUAGCACCACAAAAGAUCACCUUGCGACGUUUCCUAAAGAACUUGGUGAACUGAAGCAACUAAAGGAGUUAGAUUUGUCUGAUAACAAGUUGACUGGUUUAAUCCCAAUAAAUUUAUCAAGAUGCUGGAGCCACAACAUGGAGAACCUAGAGUUGUGGAGUAAUAAUUUUUACGGGCAGUUGCCUGAAGAACUUGGCAAACUGAAGCAGUUAAAAUGGUUAGAUUUGUCUGAUAACAAGUUGUCUGGUCCAAUUCCAACUAUUGUGGGACAACUUUCAGAUUUGGAGUGGAUUGACAUAUAUGGUAAUACCUUUGAAGCAAUUGAAAACUAUGGGCUCAAUGCAUUAAGUGAAGUCUUGAAGGGAGUGGUGCUGGAGUAUAGCGAAAAUACACGAUUCUUGGUCAAUUUUGAUCUUUCAAGUAAUCAACUAGUUGGAGAAAUCCCUUUGGAACUGACAAACCUCACUGACUUGAUCGGUCUCAAUUUGUCUCAUAAUCAUCUAAGAGGACAAAUCUCAUUGAAGAUUGGAGAUAUGGUCUCUCACGAAUCACUUGAUCUUUCCAACAACUAUUUGUUUGGAACAAUUCCAGAGAGCAUAUCGAAGUUGACCUUUCUGAGUCAUUUGAACUUGUCCAACAAUAAUUUGUCUGGGCGUAUCCCGAUGGGACCUCAACUUCAAACACUCAACGAAAGUUCGGAUUAUGAGGGAAACCCUGGACUAUAUGGGGCACCAUUGGCCCAACAAUGCGAAGUUAAUAGAACAUCGACAAAAGGUAAAAAUAGUGGGGAGCAUGGUCAUGAUGGAAAUGCAGCCGAUAAGUUAUACCUCUAUGAAUUUGUAGUUGGUGGUUUUGCCACUGGAUUAUGGGGUUAA
Molecule: messenger RNA, 1179 nt
Organism: Striga hermonthica
Lineage: Eukaryota; Viridiplantae; Streptophyta; Magnoliopsida; Lamiales; Orobanchaceae
Source: the annotation of a GenBank genome assembly